UGCUCUUCUUCUUUCUCAAUUCUCAUCAAUCCAAUGCAGUCCAAUCACUCAAUAAAAAGUUAACUUAGUAAAACCCAAUUGCUUGUUUGUUUCUUUUCACAUACACAUAUAAUAAAUAAAGGAUUCUCUUUUUAAAAAAAUCUGACCACAUCUCUGUAUGUGUGAGUUUUUGGCCUAUGUUUUGGCUUUUUCUGUUGUGUUUGUAUCUUUGUGGUAUAUAUUACUUAAAAAUAAAAAUAGUAGAGGGAGAGGAUGUUGAUCUUGAAAGGAUAUGGUUUAGAGUUUCAUUGAAGGAGAAAAAUAGCUCAAACAUAGAAUUUGUUGGGAUUAGUUCAUAUUCCAAUAUUAUCAGAUCUCAAGGUUACCACCUUAGUCUCUUUUCUUUAUCAAGAAGAUUCCCUUUUUAUUCGUUCAUUCUAAUAACUAAUAAUAGAUGGAUGCCCAUUUCUCAUAAUUGUGUAAAGAUAGCAUCUUUGGUGUUAGGAAAAAAUAUUGGAAGUUGAAAAAAGCAGGAUUUGUGGUUGUUAUUAUUGAGUGAAAACAGCAACUAUCUUUUUUUUCUUUUUAAGCAAAUUGUUUCUGAGAGUGACCCUUUAUGGAUGAAGAAGUGGGUUUUGAUGUAAAGAAUGUAUUCUUGUUGUCUUAAUGUUUUAUGGGGAGGUUUUGUUAGGCAAGUAAUCCAAUUUCUGACAAGAUAAAUUGUAGAAAAGUAGAGAAUGGAGAGAAAGUGGUGUAUGUUCUUGUAUGUGGUAGCAUUGAUGGAGAGUUGUUAUGCUUCUCUUUCCCCUACUGGUAUCAACUAUGAAGUUGUUGCUUUGAUUGAAAUUAAGAAGGCCUUACAUGAUCCUUACAAUGUUCUUGAGAAUUGGGAUGUCACUUCUGUUGACCCUUGCAGUUGGAGAAUGGUUACAUGUUCAAAUGAUGGUUAUGUUUCUUCUCUUGGACUACCUAGUCAAAGUUUAUCUGGAACCUUGUCACCUGGAAUUGGAAACCUCACUAAAUUGGAAUCUAUAUUGCUGCAAAAUAAUGCUAUUUAUGGUUAUAUUCCUGAUGUGGUUGGUAAUUUAGAAAGUCUUCAGACACUUGAUCUCUCCAACAACAAAUUUGAUGGGGAAAUACCUGCUUCUUUCGGAGAUCUCAAUAAUUUGAAUUAUUUACGAUUAAACAACAAUAGCCUCACAGGAACCAUUCCUCAAUCUCUCUCAAACAUUGGAGGCCUCGCUCUCGUGGAUGUUUCUUUUAAUAAUCUAAGUGGUCCAUUGCCCAAAAUAUCUGCAAGAGCUUUCAAAGUUGUUGGAAAUCCUUUGAUUUGUGGCCAAAGUUCUGGGAACAAUUGUUCAGCAGUCUAUCCAGAACCGCUGUCCUUCCCGCCAGAUAGUUUAGAAGAUCAAAGAGCAAGAAGUAAAAACCAUCAUGCGGCUGUUGCUUUUGGAGCAAGUUUUGGUGCUGCUUUCUUGGUUAUAGUAGUCAUAUCACUGGUUCUUUGGUGGCGCUACCGACAUAAUCAGCAGAUCUUCUUUGAUGUCAAUGAACAAUAUGAUCCAGAGGUAUGCUUGGGUCACUUGAAAAGGUAUGUCUUUAAGGAAUUGCGAACUGCAACUGAUCAUUUCAGCUCAAAAAACAUUUUGGGUAGCGGAGGAUUUGGAGUUGUGUACAAGGGCCGCUUAAAUAAUGGAACUGUCGUGGCUGUCAAAAGAUUAAAGGACUACAAUGCUGUUGGUGGUGAAAUCCAAUUUCAGACAGAAGUUGAGUUGAUUAGUUUGGCUGUCCAUCGAAAUCUUCUCCGUCUUUGGGGUUUUUGUUCAACUGAAAGUGAACGGCUUCUUGUUUACCCCUAUAUGCCAAAUGGAAGUGUAGCAGCACGGUUAAAAGAUCAUAUCCAUGGCAGGCCAGUUUUGGACUGGUCAAGGCGGAAAGGAAUAGCAGUAGGUACAGCAAGAGGGCUAGUAUAUUUGCAUGAACAAUGUGACCCCAAAAUUAUCCAUCGUGAUGUGAAAGCAGCCAACAUUCUGUUGGAUGAGGAAUUUGAAGCAGUUGUUGGAGAUUUUGGGUUAGCAAAGCUCUUAGAUCACCGGGAUUCUCAUGUAACGACUGCUGUGAGGGGCACAGUUGGUCACAUUGCUCCAGAAUAUCUUUCAACGGGUCAAUCGUCUGAAAAGACUGAUGUGUUUGGUUUUGGUAUCUUGCUUCUUGAGCUAAUUACAGGUCAGAAGGCUGUGGAGUUUGGACGAGGGGCGAACCAGAAAGGUGUUAUGCUUGAUUGGGUAAAAAAACUUCAUGUAGAGAAAAAGCUGAACCUUAUGGUGGACAAAGAUUUGAAGAACAACUUUGACGGGAUUGAACUUGAAGAGAUGGUUCAAGUUGCACUUCUGUGUACCCAUUUUAUUCCAACUUUUAGGCCAAAGAUGUCGGAGGUAUUAAGGAUGUUGGAAGGAGAUGGAUUAGCUGAAAAAUGGGAGGCUUCACAAAAAGUAGAGACUCCUACUCCUAGGUUCACAACAUCUGAAAAUACACCAAAAAGAUAUUCUGAUUAUAUACAAGAAUCAUCACUAGUCGUCGAAGCAAUGGAGCUUUCAGGACCUAGAUGAUGACAUCUGCUUCUAUUCUUGCCUUGAAAAUCUGCCUCUGCCUGUAUUAUUAAUCUGUAAAAAAGAAAAGGUCAACUCUCAAUUUUGAUAAAAUAAAAUGUGCCUUUUCAUUUUCUCAA
Molecule: messenger RNA, 2707 nt
Organism: Solanum pennellii
Lineage: Eukaryota; Viridiplantae; Streptophyta; Magnoliopsida; Solanales; Solanaceae
Product: protein NSP-INTERACTING KINASE 3-like
Exons: 10
Coding region: 717-2588 (623 amino acids)
Biological process (GO): protein phosphorylation
Molecular function (GO): protein kinase activity; protein binding; ATP binding
Source: RefSeq, a predicted model, not a curated record